Molecule: messenger RNA, 1026 nt
Organism: Prunus armeniaca (apricot)
Lineage: Eukaryota; Viridiplantae; Streptophyta; Magnoliopsida; Rosales; Rosaceae
Source: the annotation of a GenBank genome assembly
AUGAUUGUACCAGUAGCAAUAGCUUUGACAGUGGGUCUUCUAGGAUGGGCUUAUCAAGCACUAAAGCCUCCCCCUCCGAAAAUAUGCGGAUCGCCUGGUGGUCCUCCUGUUACUUCACCAAGAGUGAAGCUCAGUGAUGGUAGGCAUUUGGCCUACAGGGAGUUUGGAGUUCCAAAAGAAGAGGCAAAACACAAGAUCAUUGUCGUUCAUGGCUUUGAUAGUUCCAGAGAUUUGAGUUUACCUAUUCCUCAAGAACUUGUAGAGGAGUACAGAAUAUAUUUCCUGUUCUUCGACAGAGCAGGCUAUGGAGAGAGUGAUCCAUAUCCAUCGCGUUCUGUCAAGAGUGAAGCAUUCGAUAUUCAAGAGCUCGCGGACAAGUUGCAGAUUGGGUCUAAGUUUUAUGUAAUCGGAAUCUCAAUGGGAGCUUACCCUGUUUGGGGUUGCUUGAAAUACAUACCACACAGAUUGUGUGGAGCUUCCCUGGUAGUUCCUUUUGUGCACUACUGGUGGCCUUGUGUUCCUGCUAAUAUAUCAAGAGAGAGCCUCAGCACUCUCCCCGUAUCAGAUCAACGGGCGUUCCGAGUUGCACAUUACGCCCCUUGGUUAUUCCAUUGGUGGAUGACUCAGAAAUUUUUCCCUUCACUAAGUGUCUUGUGUGGAAAUACCUCAGUUUUCAGCCGUACAGAUUUAGAGAUGCUGAAGAAACUCUCAGAAGCACCAAGUGUUGGUCAGGAGAAGAAAACACAGCAAGGAGUCCACGAAUCUCUGUACCGAGACAUACUGGCUGGCUAUGCAAAGUGGGAAUUCGACCCAUCGGACCUGAAAAAUCCAUUCCCUGACAAUGAGGGCGCAGUUCACAUUUGGCGAGGCUGUGAAGACAAGAUCAUUCCUCAUAAACUAAACCGCUAUAUUGCAGAGAAGCUUCCCUGGGUUCAUUAUCAUGAAGUUCCUGGUUAUGGCCAUUUGCUUUUUCUUGAGAGUCAUCUAUGUGAAGCUAUUUUAAAAGCACUUGUGCUUGGAGAAUAA